This is a messenger RNA of Asparagus officinalis (garden asparagus), 1383 nucleotides long. RefSeq lists its product as uncharacterized. Lineage: Eukaryota; Viridiplantae; Streptophyta; Magnoliopsida; Asparagales; Asparagaceae. The transcript is spliced from 6 exons. Bases 44 to 1099 code for a protein of 351 amino acids. The record is from RefSeq and is a predicted model, not a curated record.
UAUAAUUUGCCCCCCUUUCUCGAAUUUCCCCCCUCUUGAGCUGAUGGAAAAGAAGAAAUCGACGGCCAUAGAAUUUACGAUUUUGAGCUGUAAAGGUCUCCAGCUCGAUUCGAAUCCCAAAAGCUCUUCUUCUCCUUCAAUUCAUCAUUUCAGCGAUUUGCUGCUACGAAGAAACAAGCCCCGGAGUUUAGUCAGCUUGUGCCUUGGAGUCCUUGGGCAAUUCUUUGAGGAUAUUGUUGCAGAUUUGUCCGAUGUUGCUUCAGAAUUCCCACCUGAUGCUAAGUUGGCAAUGGUGGCUAUUGCAAGGAGGAGACAGUUACUGAAUGACCAUGUCCUCCUUUCUCUGGCAGAAAGUUCUUGGGCUCUUCUAGAUAUCUCUGGGUCUGAUGUCAGUGAUUCUGGAUUGUCAAAAGUGGCAGAAAUGUGUAUUAAUUUGCAAGCUGUUGAUAUAAGCCGGUGUGACAAGAUCACGGUUCAUGGUGUUUCAGCUCUCAUAAAUAAUUGCCGUUCCCUGGAGAUAUUGAGAUUAGGAGGAAGCCCCAGGAGCGAAUUUACUGCUCGUGGAUCUUUGAACAUCUUGAAGCCCGAAUUAAAUGAUGUGGAAGGAGACUCGUGGGAGGAUUUGGAUAGCGUGGAUAUUGGCAAGGGUGCACUGUCACUGCGCUGGCUAGUAUGGCCAAAGAUAGACGAAAACUCAAGUUCGACGUUAGCCACUGAAUGCCCCCGAAUAAUAGUCAACCCCAAAGCAUCACCCAUUGGCUUCCGAGGUCUCCAAGUUCCUACUGAGGCAUUGGCCUCUAUUCCCCUCGACCACUCAAUAGUGGAAGACAUCGAUCCUAAAACUUGGGCAGUCUCUGGUGCCGCUCGAAGAGCAACGGUUUCAUCUGUAUUUGCAUCAACUGUUGCUGCUCCUGAAAUUUCUAUGGCAGAGAAAUUUAGGCUUGCUUUCUUGGAGAGAGAUGCUCGGUUAGCUCCUAAAAGAGCGAAGAAUGCAAGGCAACAUAGAAGAAGAGCAGAGAAGGAAUGGUUGUUGAGUAGCUCGGAUGCUAAAGCAGUUCUUCUUGCCUCUCAAGCUAGCAAGUACUUGCGCAAUAAAUAAGAGACUGUUUAUUUAUUGCUUAUCGAUGUUUAAUUGUAGAGUAACCUUGUUUCCAUUCUCCUUGUCUUUGUUUUGUUCCAUGUUUGAUGUUUUUUGGUAUGAGGAUUUUCUCUUUUCCAGCUUGUUUCCAUCAUUCCCGAAAAAUAGGUUUUGUUGAAAGCUACGGUUAUGCAUAUUGUGUUUUGGUUGCAAAAGUUUAUUAAUGGAAUAUAUAAAAUGAAAUUGAAGCUUCCUAAAUCAAGCAUUUGCCUGUAUAUGAGUUGUUCGCUGUAAAUAUUGAUGAU